Messenger RNA from Drosophila serrata, 685 nucleotides. It is a transcript of the gene Tsp42Ek, whose product is annotated as Tetraspanin 42Ek. NCBI's taxonomy places the organism in Eukaryota, Metazoa, Arthropoda, Insecta, Diptera, Drosophilidae. Gene Ontology annotation, cellular component: plasma membrane. The record is from RefSeq and is a predicted model, not a curated record.
AUGGGCUGUACUUCCGGUUGUGUCAAGUGUUUUCUCAACACCCUCAACACUCUGUAUGCGCUCUUGGGUCUUUCAUUGAUAGCCAUUGCGACGAUCACCCUCUCGAAGGCCCUUGCGUACAUAGUGUUCCUUUAUGGCCUGGGAGGCAUCAUCUUUAUCUCCUCCAUCCUGGGAUGCUGUGGCAUCUGCCAGGAGAAUGUGUGCAUGACCGCAACGUACGGCUUCCUUCUGCUGGGUCAACUGGUAAUCAGCCUGUUGGGCAUCUUCGGCUUCAAGUUCAGCGAAGAAUACAUUGAGAAGUUUGCCGCCGAUGAGGUUCAAAGGCAAUGGGAUCAGGAGCUGGUGGAGCCCGGGGCCAUGGACAUCUUACAGAAAGUGUACCAAUGUUGUGGACGGAACAGUGCCGACGACUAUGUGGCCAUAGGACGCUCUACACUUCCGGCCAGCUGUUAUCCCGAUGAGAACACCCAGAAGCCCCACUUCUUGGAUGGAUGCAUCAAGAAGUCCACCCAAAGCUUUGUGGUGCUCUUUAACUAUAGCAACGACACCAACUGGAUCGCAGUGGGCAUAACCGCCCUGAUGGUCAUUGCCGCCUUCUACUUGGUCGGACGCUUCCGCAAGCAGCGCAUUCGUUACCAUUACUAAAACUUUGGACUUUUGUUAAUAUUGUACAGUUGAUUUUUCA